GGAGCUUCGGCUCCUCCCUGAUCACGUGGCGGGUCUGGGGCCGGCCGGUGACAGCGCCCAGGGUCAGGCUAGCCGCCCCAGCUGAGAGUCCGGCACUCGCUCGCGAGAGAUGCUGCGCAACGGAGCCGCCGAAGCCGCCGCCCCGACCAGCAACGCCGCCCGGCCCGUGCGCGUCUGGUGCGAUGGGUGCUAUGACAUGGUGCAUUAUGGGCACUCCAACCAGCUGCGACAAGCUCGUGCAAUGGGAGAUUAUCUGAUUGUGGGAGUCCACACAGAUGAGGAGAUCUCAAAGCAUAAAGGUCCUCCUGUCUUCACUCAAGAGGAAAGAUACAAAAUGGUGAAGGCCAUCAAGUGGGUGGAUGAGAUUGUGCCAGGAGCUCCUUAUGUCACAACACUGGAAACUCUGGAUAAAUACAACUGUGACUUCUGUGUACACGGAGAUGACAUCACACUUACUGUGGAUGGCAAGGACACCUAUGAGGAAGUGAAGAAUGCUGGAAGAUACAGGGAGUGUAAACGCACUCAGGGGGUGUCCACCACAGAUCUGGUUGGCCGUAUGCUGCUCAUGACCAAGGCCCACCACAGCAACAUUGUUGAAGACAUGGAUUAUCGGAAGCAUGCAGAUAACCUUGGGAAAUGCCCUAAAGGUCACAGCCCCUGGACAGGAGUUUCCCAGUUCUUACAAACAUCCCAGAAGAUCAUCCAGUUUGCAUCUGGCAAGGAGCCACAACCAGGAGAUACCAUAAUCUACGUGGCUGGUGCCUUUGACCUUUUUCAUGUCGGCCAUGUGGAUUUCCUGGAGAAAGUGCACCAGAUGGCAAAGCGACCUUACAUAAUCGCCGGGCUGCACUUUGACCAGGAAGUGAAUCUAUACAAAGGCAAGAACUAUCCCAUCAUGAAUGUGCAUGAGCGAACCCUCAGUGUCUUGGCCUGCAGGUAUGUUUCUGAAGUGGUGAUUGGAGCCCCCUAUGCAGUCACUGCUGAUCUGCUGGAUCAUUUUAAGGUGGAUCUUGUGUGCCAUGGAAUGACUGAGGUGGUACCAGACAAGGAUGGUUCAGACCCAUAUAAGGAACCCAAGAGACGUGGUACCUUCCGGCUGGUGGACAGCGGCAACAACCUCACCACAGAUCUGAUAGUGAAAAGAAUAAUUAAGAACAGGCUGGAGUUUGAAGCCCGGAACCAGAAGAAAGAAGCAAAGGAGCUGGCUGUGCUGGAGGCCAUGAAGAGAAAAGAAGAGGAAGCAGCGCAGAAGGAAGCAGGCCUGAGCAGCCAGGAAGACCUUGAGAGCUAACGUGGCAAAGAGUGCAGCAGAAUCCUCACCUCCUGGGGCAGCAAGGUUUUCCUGGGGGAUAGGAUACUGCUGCCAGCCUCAGCAAGGCCUGUGGUCACAAUUUUCCGGGCUUCCAAGUAUACCAGCUGUGUAUGGGGGAGAUCCGGAAUGCUGCUAUCUAGUUAACCCAGGCCCACUCCCAUGGGAAGAUUUUAACGUCGUCCUGCCCAUAUCAAGUUUUAAUUCCAAUGAAUGUUUGCAGCACUGUGUGGUUUUCCCUUCUGGAAAUUUCCAACUUAUUGGAACUGGGGAGUGGGGAAUAAUCUCUGCUCAACUUCUUCUGAAAUCUCUACAUUUCAGAGCAUCCCUCUGACUUCUGCCUGUCAGAGGCAAUUUUCUGAUCUUCAAACCUGUCCUUUCUGGCAUGGCUCAUUGCCUGCAGCACUGAUAGGAUCCCAGGGUACUCAGCCAAUAGCAGUACUUGCUGGAGUUGGACCGGGCUUCCCCUUUUUCUCAGAGAAAGGCUGCAGGCGCCUUGGCUACUAUAUUUCCCAGCUGGGCACAAAAGGAAAAAGAGAGCCAAUCCAUAGCUGCUUACACUGCCUUGCAUCUGGUGCAUUCAAGACCUUUCCAAGCUGUAACUGUGGAUGGAGCUGAGUGAGUCCCAGGCUUCCCCAGCGGCAGUCAGAACCCUCACUGCCCUCUACUAAGACAUGUCUGUUUCAGGCCAUAGUUAAACAAGAGAUCAAUGGGGCUGCGUCCCCAUAGCACAAAAAUAUGGUGUAAAUCUUUAGAAAUCUCGCCAUGUCUGGAGCUGCUCCCUAAAGCCCCUUAGCACAUUACUCCACAACUGGGACUUCACCCUCCUCCACACUGGCCAUGUGGUUCUUGUACAGAGGGUAUCUGAUGUAUUGUAUACAUCAGAUACCCUGAGCUGAGCAUAUUGUCCAUUGUAUUUAAAUGCUUUAUACUCCUAAAGGUGGAUGCUUUGUGGUGAGGCCUAGGUGCAGAUAACUUCUCUGAGGCUUCUUUCUCUCACAUGGUGGGAGACACAUGGGAGCCUUGCAUGAGGGUGGGUCUCUUUUCUGCCCGAGCGGGCUCUUUUCUAUCUCUCUUGUACAUUUUCAGCAGAGGAAAUUAAUAAAAUGUCAAUGAGU
Elgaria multicarinata webbii is the source of this 2427-nucleotide messenger RNA. RefSeq names its product phosphate cytidylyltransferase 2, ethanolamine (gene PCYT2). NCBI's taxonomy places the organism in Eukaryota, Metazoa, Chordata, Lepidosauria, Squamata, Anguidae. Gene Ontology annotation, cellular component: cytoplasm. Gene Ontology annotation, molecular function: ethanolamine-phosphate cytidylyltransferase activity. The record is from RefSeq and is a predicted model, not a curated record. Gene Ontology annotation, biological process: phosphatidylethanolamine biosynthetic process. The transcript is spliced from 13 exons. The coding region runs from base 110 to 1291 and encodes 393 amino acids.